Molecule: messenger RNA, 633 nt
Organism: Dentiscutata erythropus
Lineage: Eukaryota; Fungi; Glomeromycota; Glomeromycetes; Diversisporales; Gigasporaceae
Source: the annotation of a GenBank genome assembly
AUGUUCACAUUGCCGAAAGCUGCCCUUAUAAAAGAAUGUAAUAACGACAAACGCCCCACUUUAGACCAAGUUCUAGAUGAACUCGAUAACAUAUCAAGGGAAUCUAGUGUAGAAUUUAUUAUAAAUCGCAUUAAUACUUCGGCAGGCUUAGAGCAUAACACAAAUAGUGCCGUUUCGAAGAAAGUUUCGAUAGAAAUCGCAACUGAAGAGAUCUAUGAAGAAUUUAGUAAUCAACGUAAGAUUUUGGAAGGUGGAUCUGGGAUAGUUUAUGAGACCAAGUGGAAAAGCCAGGGAAUGAUGGUUGCUCUCAAGAGGUUAUUAGAAAUAGUCUUAAAUCCGCAGGAAGAAAUAAAUAAGAUAUUGGCCGGAAGCUAUCAAAAUAUUCGAGGGUGCGCUGUCUUCGUAGGUGCAAUUUCCUUUUUGUCCUUAAGAAAUCAUACUCUUAUUUGCGACAUAUCAUCCAGAAUCUAUCAAAAUAUUCAAGGGCGUGGUCAAGUGAUUUCAGUCAUAUUUACUAGAAUGUUGGAAAAUUUUGAACCAGUCACAUAUUUUCCAAUAUAUUUUCCAGAAUUAACUUUAUUUCCAACAUAUCCUCCAGAAGCUAUCAAAAUAUUCGAGGGCGCGGUCAAGUGA